Messenger RNA from Panicum virgatum (switchgrass), 2501 nucleotides. Its product is annotated as F-box/LRR-repeat protein At3g48880-like. Gene Ontology annotation, molecular function: protein binding. NCBI's taxonomy places the organism in Eukaryota, Viridiplantae, Streptophyta, Magnoliopsida, Poales, Poaceae. The coding region runs from base 1217 to 2230 and encodes 337 amino acids. The transcript has 2 exons. The record is from RefSeq and is a predicted model, not a curated record.
CCUCCCCUUCUCGCCCCUUCCAGCUGUGCGAAACGGAGCAUCCCAAUCCCUAAUGUAAGCUAUUUGUAUUCGGAUCUGACCCAACAUGUAUUAUCUACCUACUAACUUCGAUUUUGUUUGCAAAGAUUAUCGUGCCCUAUGCUGGGUCUGCCAGUGCACAUGACCCAAGUGAAAUUCGCCGUCAAUUUGACAUUCCUGGAUUUUGUUCCUAGUGAUUCUUCUAUCCCCGAUUGUCAGUUGCGGUUAAUUAGAGUUGCAGUCGAGUGUAUGUUCAGCAUAUUCCCAGUCUGUAGCUGUCUUCAGUAGGGGAUCCUCAUUUUUUUUUCUUUUUUGGGUCACCUUGAUUUUAUAGUUGGAUUUUUAUUUAAGCUUCUCCCAGCCGAUAUCUGAAGAUGGGUGACUUUUUGCUUGUUUUUAUGUUAUUAGGAAGGUGUGUUUACAUUUCUUCAAGAUCCUCUGGUUUGUUUUUGUAGAAUUCAAACUUUCUCAAGCGAAACUGUAUGCACUGGGUUCUGUCUGCUCUCUGCUGGUAAAUAUAUUUUUUUAGUAAGCUGGUAAAUAUAUUUGCAGGGAUGCAAAAGCCUUUGGUUUGAUACUCUAAGGAUAUUUCGGUGUGGGAUUAGGGAAUAGAUAGAUGAAAUGUUCAUAUCAUAUUAAAUUCUACUGUCUGUCGCUGGCCUACAUACCAUACAUACCGAUACCAUCCUCACUCCUCAGUAGCAAACAUCUUCAUAUUGUGUUCAUGAGAUUGAAGAAUGAAGUAUCUGUCCCAUUUGUUUGGCUUAACCUGCUCCUAGUAUCUUUUCUUGUUAAGGUUAUUGUGUUAGUGUUACCUUUCUUAAAUCCUUACUUUUGGACCAUCUCAUAGCAAAUCCAUAAAUGUUUUCUGAAACGAAGAGGAAAAAACAUCAACCAAAGAUGUUGAUAAUUUUAAUCAAUACAUUUUGUGGUUAUUUGGUGGAAGGUACAGUGUUGAAAAUUUAUUUAUUGUUUUUCUACUGCCUACCAUGCUAUUAGUUGAUCCUAAAGAUCUCCAUAGUCAAGCUAAGUAACUGUGUUGAUCUUAGAAGUAGAAUUUGUGUCCGUGGAACUUAUUUUCUGGGAAUUUGGCUCUGUGAAGUUUAAUUACUUCUAUUUGUACAUAUUAUAGCUUUUGUUUGUUUGUUAAGCUGCUCUUGCAAGGGCAGUAGAUUGGGCAGAUAGUUUUUACCACUGAAUGUAUUUAACUAUUUUUUGUUCCACUACAGGAUUUUUGUUAAGAAUGGGAGAGAAUAAAUGGAUGGGCAAAAGAUGGGAGGACAUGGACACUGAUGUCCUUGUGAAGAUAUUCAAGGAAUUAAAUUUGGUUGAGCUGUCACCAGUAUCUCAAGUUUGUCGAUUGUGGCGUUCGGCCUGUUCAGAUCCACUUAUUUGGGGCACUCUUGACUUUGGAUUGCUAAAAUCUAAUUUUAUUCAGACAAGAGCGUCACCAUAUAUUUGGGUUGAUGAUAGGUCUGACAAGAGACUUGCAAGGAUACUACGGGUGGCUAUGGCAAUUAGCUGUGGGAAUGUCAAUUGCAUGAUAUUCCAUUACAAUUUGUACAUGAGAGAUGAGCACCUUCAUUUCAUUUCAAAAAGCAGAUCUCCUCACCUAAAACGAUUGGUUAUGCCAGCAUGGAACCGCAUAACCAGAGUGGGAAUAUGCCAAGCUAUCCAAAGGUGGCAAGAGCUGGAGUCCUUGACAAUGCCUACCAUCGGACAUCCUCUGUAUAUUAUGGAAGAGAUAGGCAGAAGCUGCAAGAAUUUCACAGAACUUAAGGUCAUGGGCUCAUUUGAUCACCAAUUUGCCUUUGCGAUUUUGCAAUUCCUUCCAAAGCUAAAAGUAUUGAGUCUUCGUUGCUCGAAAGUGACCAUGGAUGCACUGCAGUCUUUACUGCACUCGAUGGAAUAUCUUGAGGUUCUGAAUAUUUCCCACUCCCUGCUGUUGGUCAUCGCGGCAAAUGGGCGGAAGCAAGUGGUUCAUGAGCUGGAUGGCCAAAUUCUCGAGAGAGCUUCACGGCUGCGUGAAUUCCACUACUGCCAGAGCAGGACGUGCAUUGCAUGCCAGCGGAUGGUGGUGGAUGAAGGCAUCAUGCGCUGGUACAGGUACGAGGAUUGGUUUUGGCGUCGAGAUGAGGUCAGGUCCCUUGACCUGCAAGAUUAUGGGAAGCUAUUUGAUGCUGGUUGCGAGAGGUUGACGUCUGUAGAGUAGAUGGUUAAAGCGGGUAUAAAACUCGCCUCCUCACUGUAGAAACUUGACCUGGCAUUCGUAAAACAGAACAUAGCAACCACCGAGUUGUAACCAUAGAUAAAUAAUAUCGGACAAUGAUGUGGGUGAAUGGUGUGUGUGUGUGUGGUGUGUUGGCAGUGCUGUAAAUCCAAUAAUAGCUGGUCAUAUUUUAAUGGGUUGUGAUAGUCUCUAUGGUGACUGCAACAAUGGUGUGGACCAUAUGCUUUCAAGUUUCAAAUGAUGUUGCAUGAAA